Messenger RNA from Mycena indigotica, 2994 nucleotides. Its product is annotated as Meiotically up-regulated 190 protein. The record is from RefSeq and is a predicted model, not a curated record. Gene Ontology annotation, molecular function: lipid binding. Bases 1 to 2994 code for a protein of 997 amino acids. The transcript is spliced from 6 exons. Lineage: Eukaryota; Fungi; Basidiomycota; Agaricomycetes; Agaricales; Mycenaceae.
AUGUCUACGCAGCCCAGCAGUGAGGGUCAAACACCAACUCCGGACACUAAUACGACUGUUCAUGACCCUGUCACUCGCUCCAACGUUGCCCUUCGUCGAUGGUCAUCUGCGAGCCAGUCUUCGUCGUCCAAUGAGAGCCUUGUUGUAAAUGGCCACCCCGACAUCGUACAAAACGCUCAACUCGCCGACCAACUGGAUAUUACUACCCGCAAAACCAAGAUUCAAAUGGCAGCUGUCGCGGGUGCUGGGUCUUUCGUUGGAGCAGUUGCCAUCCUCAUGCUAUCCAGAAUUUUGGGUAGCUUGAUGAAUGGGUGGACUGGUUGGGCUAUAUCCGGAGUGCUUUGCUGCAUUCUGGCUGUCGUCUCUGCUAGCUCGGUGUUGUAUUAUUGGAACCCACCACCACUGGCGCCGCCAAUUCAGCUGGAUGGCCCAGAAAACCAAUUACAUCAGCGAACAACUUCUCCAGAGACUGCACUGUGGUUCAACGCAUUUCUCGGCUCACUAUGGCCCAUCAUUAACCCCGCUCUCUUCAUUUCGGUUAGCGACAUGCUGGAGGAUGCUCUCCAGGCCUCUCUUCCGAAAUUCAUCACUGGCGUCCGUGUCGCAGACAUGGGCCAAGGCUCGCAGUCAAUCGAAAUACUGGAAAUUCGAAGUCUCGAUACCGACGCUAAUGCCAAAGAUAGCGACAAACGUGGCGAUUUUGUCAAUCUGGAGGUCCUCCUUUCAUACCAUGCGCGUUCACAUGGCAAAAGUUUAAUGGAGCGCUCGGGAAAUCCCCAUAUCCUAAUGGAAUUUCUCCUGACUGGGGGGGUCGCUGUCCCUGUGUGGAUUGAACUGACGGGCCUCAAAGUUGCAACUCGGAUGCGCAUCCAGUUGAUGCCAAACCCGCCAUUCCUGUCUUCCCUCAUCUUGACACUUUUGGGUCAACCGAAAGUGACUCUAAAAUGCACCCCGAUGAACCAGAAAUUCGUCAAUGUCAUGGACAUACCCGUUUUGUCUGGCUGGUUACAAAGUGCAAUUGAUGGUGCUGUUGGCGCCUACGUUGCGCCACGCAGCUUAACCUUGGAUUUGAAAACAAUGCUUAGUGGCCGUGAAGCUAUGGAUACCGAAGCAUUCGGUGUUCUCGUUGUGAUCGCCAAGAGUGCGGUUGGUUUCAGGAAUGGGGAUGGCGGUAAGUUCUGGGAGUCGGAAGCUGAGCGGCAUGGCGACCCAUAUGUUAGUAUUGGCUGGGGUAAGUGGGGGAAGCCUGUGUGGUCCAGCCGGAUCAUUGAGAACGAAGGAAACCCGCACUGGGAAGAAAUUGCCUUCCUUCUCGUUGGCCCUUCGGAGAUCAAUGCGAAAGAGAAGUUGCGCGUUCAACUCUGGGACUCAGACCGCGGGGCUGCAGAUGAUCUUCUUGGAACAGUCGAAGUGAACUUGAAUGAACUAAUGGAGGACUCCAAGACUCUCAAUCGAAUGUCGUCACGAACCGACUCUUUCACGGACAUCGAAGGUAGAAAACAACUUCCUGGUGAACUCCGUUGGGAAUGUGGAUAUUUCGCUAAGACCAGCCUUGAGCAGCAUCUAGCACAGAAAGGUGAAAGUUUGGAUGAGCUCAAGGCUGAUGUUGAGCGACAAACGGAACGGGAGUUGCGAGAGGCGGAUUCUAUUCAGAAAAAUGCCAAAGAAGACAUUGAGAACCAGAAGAGAGUCAAGCUCAAAGACCGCGGCGACGAAAUAAUUGCUGCAUGUCCACCGACUGACGAGUGGCCAUCGGGAAUACUGUCGGUGAUGGUGGAGCAAAUUGAUGGUUUGAUCGUGCCCCAUCCUCGAAAGAGCAAGAUUGGUGAAGGGGAAUCGGAGGACCAGAGCGAUCAUCUUCCCAACGCAUACUGCACUAUAAUUCUGAACCACCAACGUGUCUUUCGUACACGCACCAAGCUCAAAACCAACAAGCCAUAUUUUUCCGCGAGUACAGAGCGAUUUGUCAAAGAUUGGCGCACUGCGUCGGUUAUGGUCGCUGUUCGUGACCAGCGCUUACACGAAGUUGACCCUCUCAUUGGGGUCGUUGUUCUACCACUGAGGACGUUAUUUGAGAAACGAUCUCAAGUCUCCGGUUCCUACCCAUUGACGGGAGGAAUCGGCUUUGGCCGCGUCAAGUUGUCACUCGUAUUCCGCAGUGUUCAGGCCCAAUUGCCCCGAUCGCUCAUUGGUUGGGAUGUGGGCACUUUGGACAUCCAGCCAUCCGCCCGAGCAACCGACAAUCUGCCCAGUGACGUCUCAGCAUGCAAACUUGUGCUUCGUACCCUCAACGGAAAGGGCAAACUCCACACUCACGAAGAUGGCUGGCAACACGAACGCGGCAAACCAGUUCGUCUGGCUGUGAAGCGUCGAUAUGCCGAAUGCUUACUAAUCGAAUUCCGCAAACAUUCAGUUGGCCCUGACUCAACCUCUGCCUUUUCUGUGCUGUGGAUGAAAGACAUCGGUGACGAUGAAGACAGCACAGUCAAUCUGCCUGUGUGGCGGAGUCAAAAGCGGGUUCUCCAGCGCGCGCAGUUCAAUACGCAAGAGCCGAAAGAUGCGGAACGACUCGGCACCCUCAAGCUGAAGCUCCGUUUGUGGCCGGGUCUUUCCGGCUAUCAUAAAUCACUUGCCGAUCAUGAUCCAAACAUUGCCGACGUGAUGAAAGUGUUGGAUGCGGCAGAGGAGAUGCUGCGAGGUGACGGAGAUUCGCCUCGUGACUCGUUGUAUGAUUCGGUCGUCUCGAGCGACUCGGAGGAGGCCCCAGCCCCUGAACCCAAGACGAAUGGGGGAAUAUUAUCUGAAAUCAAGGACCACAAGAAACGAAGCGAUCAACUCCAUCGUGAACACCGGGGUCUUAUGCAAUGGGGGGCGGCAAGGAAGCUCGCUUGGGUGGGUCACAAUGUCGAGCAGGUAGCGGGUGGCCUAGAGCAAAAGGUUAAGGGCAAGUUCAAGCAUCGUCAAGCAGAGCAGGGAAUGGACACUGAAGCCUAG